AUGCUAUCCUCCUAUGCGUCGCCCGCCAUGUUUAUGGCCUACGUACCCCCGCCGACUUAUAUCAAUAAACUAACAACCUCAAAGGGCAAAGUCGCGGAACUGCGACUGGAGCUGAACAGCGGCGGCAAGAAGGACAAGAAUUAUGCGAGCAAGAAGAUUGCUCUGAAGAAGAUUGUCGCCAACAUGACCAUGAGCAACAACGACAUGGUCGCGCUGUUCCCCGACAUCAUCGGCUGCAUGCAUAUUCAGAGUCUGGAGAUCAAGAAGAUGUGCUUCUUGUUCCUGGUCAACUACGCAAGGAUGCGACCAGAGAUUGCCAUUCAGGCUAUUCCCGUGCUGGAGCAGGAUAUGGAGGAUCACAACCCGCUGGUCAGAGCGCUGGCCCUGAGAACAAUGUCCUACAUACACGUCCGAGAAUUUGUCGAGGCGACUGUGCCUCUGGUCAAGCACAUGUUGAAGGAUGCGGAUCCAUACGUAAGAAAGACGGCCGCAUUCUGUGUCGCAAAGCUUUACGACCACGAUCGGCGCAUGAUCGAGGGCUCAGAUCUGAUCGACAGGCUUAAUACGCUUCUAAGAGACGAUAACCCCACUGUGGUGGCUAGUGCGCUAGCAUCAUUGAUGGACAUUUGGGAGCGGAGCGACGCCAUCAAGCUCACAAUUGACUACAGCAAUGCCUCCAAGAUGGUAGCCAUCCUCCCUGACUGCUCUGAAUGGGGCCAAACAUACAUUCUCGAAGCACUCAUGUCAUACGUGCCCCAGGAGUCAGGGGAAGCCUUGCUUCUCGCAGAGCGCAUAUCGCCGCGCCUGUCGCAUUCAAACUCGGCCGUCGUUCUCACCUGUAUCCGUGUCGUUCUGUACCUCAUGAACUACAUCUCGGACCAGAGACAGAUUGCCAUCUUGUGCAAGAAGCUAUCGCCUCCGCUAGUGACGCUUCUGGCCAAGGGUCCAGAAGUGCAGUAUCUCGCCCUGCGCAACGCUCUUUUGAUUUUGCAGCGUCGACCUGAAGUCUUGCGCAACGACAUCCGCGUCUUCUUUUGCAAGUACAACGAUCCCAUUUACGUCAAGGUUACGAAGCUGGAGCUCAUCUUCAUGCUUGCCAACGAAAACAACAUCGACGAGGUUCUCACCGAACUUAGAGAGUACGCGACCGAAAUCGACGUUCACUUUGUGCGCAAGGCUGUGCGAGCGAUCGGCAAGCUUGCCAUCAAGAUCGAACCGGCAUCGCGGCAGUGUAUCAACCUGCUCCUCGAACUGGUAGCGACCAAAAUCACGUAUAUUGUACAAGAGGCCACGGUCGUUAUUAGGAAUAUCUUCCGCAAGUAUCCCAACCAGUACGAGUCAAUCAUCGGCACCCUUUGCGAACAUCUGGAUUCUCUUGACGAGCCGGAAGCAAAGGCUGCCAUGGUCUGGGUUAUUGGACAGUACGCAGACAGAAUAGAGAACAGCGAAGCACUCCUGGAGGACUUCCUGUACUCGUUUGCGGAAGAGCCGGUAGAAGUGCAGCUGGCAUUGCUCACGGCAACCGUCAAGCUCUUUAUCCAGAGACCGACCAAGGGUCAAGAGCUGGUGCCUCGCGUCUUGAAGUGGGCGACCGAAGAGACGGACAACCCGGAUCUUAGAGACAGAGCUUACAUGUACUGGCGACUGCUGUCGACCGACAUGGCCGCAGCCAAGCAGAUCGUCAUGGGAGAGAAGCCGCCCAUUACAGCCGAAUCCGAGCGACUCGACCCGGCCACCUUGGAGGAAAUGUGCCUGAACGUGGGAACGCUCGCGACGGUCUACCUGAAGCCGGUGCAGACGGUGUUCCGCUCGGCGCGGCCAAAGAAGCUGACAGACUCGCCGGCGCUGCAGAAGCACCUGCUCCCGACGUCGAUUGAGAACCAAAAGAGCCUGAGCAUGCUGGGCAUGGGCGGACAAGCGCAGGACUACAACAUGCAUAGCCAGCACGUCGCCAACGACGCGGCCAACGGGGGCAACCUGGCCCAGGCGGUCAACGAUGCCGACGCGUACUUUAACAGCAUCGGACCGCAGCAGAUGGCGGCGAUGAGGAUCGACCAGGGAGACGUGUUUGGUGAAACCGGGGGAUACGAGACUGGCUAUGUGGUCAACCAGCACGCACCGCAGCAGGUGGUGCAGCCGGCGCAAGGGAGCAACGGUGACUUGUUGGUACUCUGA
Molecule: messenger RNA, 2175 nt
Organism: Colletotrichum orchidophilum
Lineage: Eukaryota; Fungi; Ascomycota; Sordariomycetes; Glomerellales; Glomerellaceae
Exons: 4
Coding region: 1-2175 (724 amino acids)
Biological process (GO): intracellular protein transport; vesicle-mediated transport
Cellular component (GO): membrane coat
Molecular function (GO): clathrin binding
Source: RefSeq, a predicted model, not a curated record